CAGGGCGCAGGGGCUGGACCCGGCGCGGAGCUAGCUGAGCCGGAGCGCAGCGUCCUUUGUGCCGCGCGACCGCCCCGGGAUGCGUCCGAGCUAGGAGCCAGAUCCAGGAUGGGGGCCACGUUUGUCUGGGCCUUGGGCCUUUUGAUGCCGCAGAUGCUGCUCUUUGUGGCUGGGGAACAGGGCACACAGGAUAUCGCCGAUGCCAGCGAAAGGGGGCUCCACAUGCAGAAGCUGGGGUCUGGGUCCGUGCGGGCUGCGCUGGCGGAGCUGGUGGCCCUGCCCUGUCUCUUUACCCUGCAGCCACGGCCAAGCGCAGCCCGAGAUGCCCCUCGGAUAAAGUGGACCAAGGUGCGGACUGCAUCGGGCCAGCGACAGGAUUUGCCCAUCCUGGUGGCCAAGGACAACGUCGUGAGGGUGGCCAAAAGCUGGCAGGGACGAGUGUCACUACCUGCCUACCCCCGGCGCCGAGUCAACGCCACGCUACUUCUGGGGCCGCUGAGGGCCAGUGAUUCUGGGCUCUACCGCUGCCAGGUGGUGAGGGGCAUCGAGGAUGAGCAAGACCUGGUGCCCUUGGAGGUGACAGGUGUUGUGUUCCACUACCGGGCAGCCCAGGACCGCUAUGCACUGACCUUCGCUGAGGCCCAGGAGGCCUGCCAUCUCAGCUCAGCCAUCAUUGCAGCCCCUCGGCAUCUACAGGCUGCCUUCGAGGAUGGCUUUGACAACUGUGAUGCCGGCUGGCUCUCUGACCGCACUGUUCGGUAUCCUAUCACCCAGUCCCGUCCUGGUUGCUAUGGUGACCGUAGCAGCCUUCCAGGGGUUCGGAGCUAUGGGAGGCGCAACCCACAGGAACUCUACGAUGUGUAUUGCUUUGCCCGGGAGCUAGGGGGAGAGGUCUUCUACGUGGGCCCGGCCCGCCGCCUGACACUGGCUGGCGCGCGUGCACAGUGCCGCCGCCAGGGUGCCGCGCUGGCCUCGGUGGGACAGCUGCACCUGGCCUGGCAUGAGGGCCUGGACCAGUGCGACCCGGGCUGGCUGGCCGACGGCAGCGUGCGCUACCCGAUCCAGACGCCGCGCCGGCGCUGCGGGGGCCCAGCCCCGGGCGUGCGCACCGUCUACCGCUUCGCUAACCGGACUGGCUUUCCUUCGCCCGCCGCGCGCUUCGACGCCUACUGCUUCCGAGCUCAUCACCCCACAUCACAACAUGGAGACCUAGAGACCCCAUCCUCUGGGGAUGAGGGGGAGAUUCUGUCAGCAGAGGGGCCCCCAGUUAGAGAACUGGAGCCCACCCUGGAGGAGGAAGAGGUGGUCACCCCUGACUUCCAGGAGCCUCUGGUGUCCAGUGGGGAAGAAGAACCCCUGAUCUUGGCGGAGAAGCAGGAAUCUCAACAGACACUCAGCCCUACCCCUGGGGACCCCAUGCUGGCCUCAUGGCCCACUGGGGAAGUGUGGCUAAGCACAGUGGCCCCCAGCCCUAGUGACAUGGGGGCAGGCACUACAGCAAGUUCACACACGGAGGUGGCCCCAACUGACCCUACGGCUAGGAGGAGGGGGCGCUUCAAAGGGUUGAAUGGGCGCUACUUCCAGCAGCAGGACCCGGAGCCAGGGCUGCAAGAGGGGAUGGAGGCCAGCGCCCAGCCCCCAACCUCAGGGGCUGUGGGGAACCAAGUGGAGCCUCCGCUGGCCAUGGCAGUCACAGAGAUGUUGGGCGGUGGCCACAGCCAGAGCCCCUGGGCUGAUCUGACCAAUGAGGUGGAUAUGCCUGGAGCUGGUUCUGCUGGUGGCAAGAGCUCCCCAGAGCCCUGGCUGUGGCCCCCGACCAUGGUCCCACCCAGCAUCUCAGGCCACAGCAGGGCCCCUGUCCCGGAGUUAGAGAAAGCCGAGGGCCCCAGUGCCAGGCCAGCCACCCCAGACCUGUUUUGGUCCCCCUUGGAGGCCACCGUCUCAGCUCCCAGCCCUGCCCCCUGGGAGGCAUCCCCCUUGGCCACCUCCCCAGAUCUCCCUAUGAUGGCCAUGCUGCGUGGUCCCAAACAGUGGAUGCUACCACACCCCACCUCCGUCUCCACUGAGGCCAGUAGAGUUGAGGGACAUGGUGAGGCCACGGCCACGGCUCCACCUUCCCCUGCUGCAGAGACCAAGGUGUAUUCCCUGCCUCCCUUUUCGACCCCGACAGGACAGGGUGGAGAGGCCAUGCCCACAACACCUGAGUCCCCCAGGGCAGACUUCAGAGAAAUUGGGGAGACCAGCCUUGCUCAGGUCCACAAAGUUGAACACCCCAGCUCCAGCCCAUGGCCUUCUGUAAACAGGAAUGUGGCUGUAGGUUUUGUCCCCACUGAGACUGCCACGGAGCUAACGGGCCUCAGGGGCAUCUCGGGGUCUGAGUCUGGGGUCUUCGACACAGCAGAAAGCCCCACUUCUGGCUUGCAGGCCACUGUAGAUGAGGUACAGGACCCCUGGCCCUCAGUGUACAGCAAAGGUCCGGGUGCAAGCUCCCCAUCUGCCCCCUCGGGAAGCCCUGGACUCUUCUUGGUACCCAAAGUCACCCCGAGUUUGGAGCCUUGGGUUGCUACAGAUGAAGGACCCACUGUGAAUCCCAAGGAUUCCACAGUCACGCCAGCCCCCAGUGAUGCUAGUGGAAUUUGGGAACCUGGAUCCCAGUCGUUUGAAGAAGCUGAAAGCACCACCUUGAGCCCUCAGGUGGCCCUGGAUACAAGCGUUGUGACGUCCCUCACGACCGAGCAGGGGGACAAGGUUGGAGUUCCAGCCGUGUCUACACUGGCCUCCUCAAGCUCCCAACCCCACCCAGAGCCAGAGGAUCAGGUGGAGACCCAGGGAACAUCAGGAACUUCAGCGCCUCCUCAUCAGAGCAGCCCCCUGGGGAAACCGGCUGUUCCUCCUGGGACACCGACUGCAGCCAGCGUGGGCGAGUCUGCCUUAGUUUCCUCAGGGGAGCCUACGGUACCGUGGGACCCCUCCAGCACCCUGCUGCCUGUCACCCUGGGCAUAGAGGACUUCAAACUGGAGGUCCUGGCAGGGAGUCCAGGCAUAGAGAGCUUCUGGGAGGAGGUGGCAAGUGGAGAGGAGCCAGCCCUGUCAGGGACCCCUACGAAUGAGGGUGCGGAGGAGGCGCACUCAGAUCCCUGUGAGAACAACCCUUGUCUUCAUGGAGGGACAUGUAAUGCCAAUGGCACCAUGUAUGGCUGUAGCUGUGAUCAGGGCUUCGCCGGAGAGAACUGUGAGAUUGACAUUGAUGACUGCCUCUGCAGCCCCUGUGAGAAUGGAGGCACCUGUAUCGAUGAGGUCAACGGCUUUGUCUGCCUUUGCCUCCCCAGCUAUGGGGGCAGCCUUUGUGAGAAAGACACCGAGGGCUGUGACCGCGGCUGGCACAAGUUCCAGGGCCACUGUUACCGCUAUUUUGCCCACCGGAGGGCGUGGGAAGAUGCCGAGAGGGACUGCCGCCGCCGCUCCGGCCACCUGACCAGCGUCCACUCACCAGAGGAGCACAGCUUCAUUAAUAUAUUCCUGCAGCAAUUCGAGAACUGGCGAGAGAACCAGCCGGACAAUUUCUUUGCGGGUGGCGAGGACUGUGUGGUGAUGGUGGCACAUGAAAGCGGGCGCUGGAACGAUGUCCCCUGCAACUACAACCUACCCUAUGUCUGCAAGAAGGGCACAGUGCUCUGUGGUCCCCCUCCAGCAGUGGAGAAUGCCUCACUCAUCGGUACCCGCAAGGCCAAGUACAAUGUCCAUGCCACUGUAAGGUACCAGUGCAAUGAAGGAUUUGCCCAGCACCAUGUGGCCACCAUUCGAUGCCGGAGCAAUGGCAAGUGGGACAGGCCCCAAAUUGUCUGCACCAAACCCAGACGUUCACAUCGGAUGCGGCGACACCACCACCACCACCAACACCACCACCAGCAUCACCACCACAAAUCCCACAAGGAGCGCAGAAAACACAAGAAACACCCAACGGAGGACUGGGAGAAGGAUGAAGGAAAUUUCUGCUGAAGAACCAGAAAAAAAGAAAGCACAACACCUUUCCCACGCCUCCUCUGGAACCUUCCCCAUGCCUCCUCUGGAACCUUCCCCUGGGGAGACAGAACCCAGAGAAACAAGAGAGUCCAGAAGUCCCCGAACCCCAAACCACAUCCCCCUACACAUAAUCCUUUGUACAAAGCUCCUCUUCCCUUUUUUUACAUGCGCAAGAUCCUCUUGGCAGGUGGA
Mandrillus leucophaeus (drill) is the source of this 4215-nucleotide messenger RNA. It is a transcript of the gene NCAN, whose product is annotated as neurocan. Gene Ontology annotation, molecular function: calcium ion binding; hyaluronic acid binding. The record is from RefSeq and is a predicted model, not a curated record. Lineage: Eukaryota; Metazoa; Chordata; Mammalia; Primates; Cercopithecidae. Gene Ontology annotation, biological process: cell adhesion. The coding region runs from base 109 to 3999 and encodes 1296 amino acids. The transcript is spliced from 14 exons.